UUCGAAAUCCGUCUGUUUGUUGGAAAAAUCUCGUCGCACAUACUCGCGUAGAGGUACGACUUAGGACCUCAUUUGGUAUGUGUUUCUUCGAUUGAACGGUCCAGUCUCAUCAUCCGCCCAGCCGAAACGCCCACGAGACUGAGGAGAGUGUUGCUGCUGAUUAUAAGCUUGAACUCGAACUCGACUUCCACUAAUUAUGACUAAUCAGCAUCAUUACACCAUUGAAUUAGAAGGGUGAGUAGGACAUGAUGUUAUAAUUAAUAUUUGACAUUACCUUCGGUUUUAAUUAAUAUUGAAAUAACUUUGAAAUUGGCAUGGAAAACAAUAACUCAAAAUUUGAAGAUGAGACGUCUCAAUUUCAAUUUCAAAGUGCUAUCAUUGUGGAAAGCGUAAUUAAAUUGUUAAGGCUCCUCCUAAUACAUAGUCUCUUUCCUUUAAUGGUGAAAUUUGGCACAUAAUCCUAAUAUGUUAUUUUCUUUCUUUUCAUUACUAAUGACUCGUGUUUACUGACAACAACCAAUAACAAGCGGUGGAUCAUUGUGGCGGAUAGAGUAUACCCGUAUUCUUCAACUCAUUGUGUCUCCGUUCAAACUCUCCCAUGGUAACGCCCAAUCAAAACAAAGCCAAGAAGGAACAGGGUAUUUUACUCAUAAAUUGGGUGAUAAUUCAUGGUUAAUUACCACCAUCGCUUUCAUGUUUGUUUAUUUUUGAAUUAUGUGAUGACCCAACUAACCCCCACUUAUCUCGGCUGACCCAUAAACAAAAAACCCACUUUAGUUUCUCAGUGCCAAAACCAUUUCUUCUGUUUCUUCUCUGUUUUUCUUCUCCUCUCUUCCAACUCCGUCCGGCGGCCGAAGAUGGAGGAAGAAGGCAUAAGAGCCUUCGGGUGGAAGCCCAUCGGAGAUGCCAAAACCCUAUGUGCAACAUUGUUUUCUGUGUUGACGUCUCUUGUCAUGGUACUUCUGUUCCUGUGGACCAUUUGGUCCGAAUCUGGAGUUGCAGACACGCCGGGGAUAAAGCGGGAGUCGAACAAUUGGGCAUUCUGCGUCGGAGUUCUAACUCUAGUUCUCGGUUUCUUGUUUUUGGCUGCUGGUCUUUCUUUACUAGCAAACUUGGUUAUGAAACUCUCGGAACAAUUGCAGAAGAGGCAGGAGGAGUCCAGGAAACCUCAAGCUCAAGCAGGGAAGCUGAAGACGAUAUGCAUUGUCAGCCGCAUAGUUGUGAGUAUCAUCGCAAUGAUCAUGCUGGCAUGGGCAAUCAAAACUGGAUUUAGGCUUGCAACUGAACCUAGAAGAGAAGGCAAAUAUUAUCCUCUAGCAUCGCCAGUUGGUGUCGUGACUGAAGUAAGACUAAUUGACAGCAUAUUCCUCUGGACUUAG
Malus domestica (apple) is the source of this 1379-nucleotide messenger RNA. The record is from RefSeq and is a predicted model, not a curated record. Lineage: Eukaryota; Viridiplantae; Streptophyta; Magnoliopsida; Rosales; Rosaceae.